Molecule: messenger RNA, 2105 nt
Organism: Mastomys coucha (southern multimammate mouse)
Lineage: Eukaryota; Metazoa; Chordata; Mammalia; Rodentia; Muridae
Gene: Mlycd
Product: malonyl-CoA decarboxylase
Exons: 5
Coding region: 53-1531 (492 amino acids)
Biological process (GO): acetyl-CoA biosynthetic process; fatty acid biosynthetic process; positive regulation of fatty acid oxidation
Cellular component (GO): peroxisomal matrix; mitochondrial matrix
Molecular function (GO): malonyl-CoA decarboxylase activity
Source: RefSeq, a predicted model, not a curated record
GCAGGGGCCGCUCUCCGGUGGCGUCUCCCAUUAGCAGCUGUUACGGGCUGUCAUGAGAGGCUUCGGGCCAGGGUUCAGGGCUCGGCGCCUGCUCCCACUGCGGUACCCGCCGCGGCCUCCGAGGCCUCGGGGGACUAGGCUGUGCAGCGGGCUCACGGCUAGCGCCAUGGACGAGCUGCUGCGGCGAGCCGUGCCACCCACGCCGGCCUAUGAGCUGCGCGAGAAGACGCCGGCGCCCGCCGAGGGCCAGUGCGCCGACUUCGUGAGCUUUUACGGCGGCCUGGCCGAGGCGUCCCAGCGCGCCGAGCUGCUCGGUCGCCUGGCUCAGGGCUUCGGUGUGGACCACGGCCAGGUGGCCGAGCAGAGCGCCGGAGUGCUGCAGCUGCGCCAGCAGUCGCGCGAGGCGGCCGUGCUGCUGCAGGCGGAGGACCGGCUACGCUACGCGCUCGUGCCGCGAUACCGUGGCCUCUUCCACCAUAUCAGCAAGCUGGACGGCGGCGUGCGCUUCCUGGUGCAGCUGCGGGCCGAUCUGCUGGAGGCGCAGUCCCUCAAGCUGGUGGAGGGGCCGCACGUCCGGGAAAUGAAUGGAGUGCUAAAGAGCAUGUUGUCCGAAUGGUUCUCCUCCGGCUUCCUGAACCUGGAGCGGGUCACCUGGCACUCGCCCUGUGAGGUACUUCAGAAGAUCAGCGAGUGUGAGGCUGUGCACCCUGUGAAAAACUGGAUGGACAUGAAGCGGCGUGUGGGGCCAUAUCGGAGAUGUUACUUCUUCUCCCACUGCUCCACCCCUGGGGAGCCUCUCAUAGUUCUGCAUGUGGCUCUGACUGGUGACAUUUCCAACAACAUCCAGAGCAUUGUGAAGGAGUGCCCUCCAUCUGAAACAGAGGAGAGGAACAGGAUUGCUGCUGCCAUCUUCUACUCCAUCAGCCUGACCCAGCAGGGCCUGCAGGGGGUGGAGCUUGGGACGUUCCUCAUAAAGCGAGUAGUCAAGGAGCUGCAGAAGGAAUUUCCUCAUCUGGGGGCCUUUUCAAGCCUGUCACCUAUACCUGGAUUCACCAAGUGGCUGCUGGGCCUUCUGAAUGUGCAGGGAAAGGAGCAUGGGAGGAACGAACUAUUCACAGACUCAGAGUGUAAAGAAAUCUCGGCAGUCACGGGUGACCCUGUUCAUGAGAGCCUCAAGGGGUUCCUGAGCAGUGGUGAGUGGGUGAAGUCAGAGAAGCUGACGCAGGCGCUGCAGGGGCCACUGAUGAGGCUGUGUGCCUGGUACCUGUAUGGUGAGAAGCACCGGGGCUAUGCCCUCAACCCAGUGGCCAACUUCCAUCUGCAGAACGGGGCUGUGAUGUGGCGUAUCAACUGGAUGGCUGACAGCAGCCUCAAAGGCCUCACCGGCUCCUGCGGCCUCAUGGUCAACUACCGCUACUACCUGGAGGAGACAGCCCCCAACAGCAUCUCCUACCUGGGCUCCAAGAACAUCAAAGCUUCUGAGCAGAUCCUCAGCCUCGUAGCCCAGUUCCAGAAUAGCAGUAAACUCUAGGACAUCUUCCCAAAGCUUGGGCCCUUCUCACAGAGGAGGCUGUGUUCCGACAGCAGGUUUACUCCAGGAGCCUUUUCAGGGAAGCCACAGCUGUGCUGUGUCCUCUGACCUCAGCAGGCACUCAGGCGGCCACACCUCAGCUAUCACUGUGCUGGCCCACUCACUGUUUGGAGGUGGUGGUGGAAUGAGUACUCGUGCCUUGGGGAUAUCACUGUGCUUCUCCAGAAGCCCUUGCUGCUGCCCCACAGCCUGUGCCUUCAGAAAGCUCUACAGACGCAACCACAGGCCACCCAGGACAGAACCCAGAGCACAGACCUUUUGGAGUAUGAAGAGCUGACAGUCAUGUUCUAUUUGGGAGAGGACUAAAGUCUGUGCUGUGGCUGCUACUGCAGCUUAAAGAUCAGACUAGGGAGAGUUUGUGACAUGCACAGGGUGUGUUCGGCACCCCAGGGAUGCUGCUGCUGCUUGAGGCCAGUGUUGGCUUAUAGGGUUUAAAUGAGAUCCCAGUUCAUAAUGAACAGAAUGGUAAAGAACAAAUUUGUUCUGUAAACAUUAAACACGAUUAUUCACUGUA